GAGGGCAACGUGGAGUUCAAGGCGCAGUCCAUUUCGACCGCUCGGCAGAGGUACGAGCAGGCUCUCGAGCUUCUCGAUCUUCGCAAGCUGGGCGACGGCGAGGACAACCUGCGCGCGCGUGCGGGCGCUCUCCGCACACCAGUACUGCUGAACCUUGCGUUGUGUUGCUUGAAGGCCGAGCCGGCGGAGGCGCACAGGGCCCUGGAGUGCUGCGAGGAGGCCCUGGAUCUGGAGCCGCAGAACCCGAAGGCCAUGUACCGCAAGGCCAAAGCCCUGAUCGAGCUAGAGGAGUUUCGGGAGGCGGAGUGGGAGCUGGCGCGAGCCUGCAGGCUGGUCCCCAAGGAUGCCGCCAUGAGGCGGGACCUGGAACAGCUGCGCCAGCGCCAGCGGGACAGCAAGGCAAGGGAGAAGGCCACCUUCGAGGGCAUCUUCGAGCGCGGCCAGGGCUUCGCCUCGGAUAACCGCCCGGCCGGCGGCAGCUCCAGGCCGGCGGUGUCCGACAAGGACGUGAAGGACCUCUAUUUCCACGAUGGAGAGGGCGAGAACCCCUACGAGGGGUCGCUGAACCCGCGGCGGGACGCGCUGGAGGCGCAGGCCCGAGCGCGGUGGGUCGACCACCUCGCCCGCGUCACCCCUUGGUGGCUCCCGGACCUCUGGAAUCCUGCCAGAGGCAAGCAACCGUGGUUCCUCUAUUGUAGGGAAGCCGCCCUCUGUGCUCUCCAAACGGCCGCCCUCGCGGGCCGCAAUCUCGACCUGCCGCCAUGGGACGCGUCCGACUUCCAGCGACCUCAGCCUCGGGAGUCGGAGUGGGCCCCGCUCAGGCUGUCCACCGGCCCAGCGCAUGCCCAGGGCCUGACGCUACACCACGUUGCGAUGGCCAGGGUGGGCGUCGCGCUGGUCGACUUCUUCAACUUCCUGUUCUGCAAGGGCUGGGGCGCGAACCAGGACGCGCAGGUCCUCGCUGGCUCGAUGUGCCUGGCGAAAUAG
Prorocentrum cordatum is the source of this 987-nucleotide messenger RNA. NCBI's taxonomy places the organism in Eukaryota, Dinophyceae, Prorocentrales, Prorocentraceae. The record is from the annotation of a GenBank genome assembly.